UUUCCCACCGGUGCUAUUUCGUUGUCGCACCCAUGUGGACCGUGCUGCGCCAGGAGUCCUCUCUCCAAAACUGCCAGUAUUCCAGAGUCUAUAAUGAAGUCAGCUGUGAUGGCCAAGCUCCAGGGCUUUGAGUUCUGGAGGAAGACCCUGAAAGAAGCACGCUUUGUGGUGGCACCCAUGGUGGACCAGAGCGAGCUGGCCUGGCGCCUGCUGAGCCGCCGGCACGGCGCUCAGCUCUGCUACACCCCCAUGCUGCAUGCUCAGGUGUUUGUUCGUGAUGCCAACUACAGGAGAGAGAACCUCUACAAUGAGGUGUGUGAGGAGGACAGACCUCUCAUCACACAGUUUUGUGCCAACGAUCCAGAGGUGUUCCUUCAGGGCCUUCUGGCCCAGGACUACUGCGAUGCCAUCGACCUCAACCUGGGCUGUCCGCAGAUGAUCGCUAAGAGAGGGCACUAUGGAGUUUUCCUACAAGAUGAGUGGGAGCUGUUAGAGAAAAUGGUCAGGUUAGCCAAUGAAAAGCUCUCGGUGCCCAUCACAUGCAAGAUCCGUGUGUUCAAGGAGAUGGAAAAGACGGUCCGUUAUGCCCAGAUGCUGGAGAAAGCUGGGUGUCAGCUGCUGACAGUGCACGGCAGAACCAAAGACCAGAAAGGAGCCAUGACAGGUAUCGCUCACUGGGAGCACAUCAUGGCAGUACGGAAGGCAGUAAAUAUUCCAGUGUUUGCAAAUGGAAACAUCCAGCACCUGAGUGAUGUGGAACGCUGCAUCCAGGAGACAGGCGUGCAGGGAGUCAUGAGUGCAGAGGGGAACCUCCACAACCCAGCACUGUUUGAAGUGCAGCCCCCAGUGUGGGAGAUGGCAGAGGAAUAUCUAGAGGUGGGUGAAGCAGCAUCCCCCUGCACUCUGUCCUACGUACGAGCCCACCUCUUCAAGCUCUGGCACCACACGCUACAGAUCCACCAGGACCUGAGAGAAGACUUGGCCAAGGUGAAGACCCUGGAGGGUUUGGCCGGUGUUAGCCAACAGCUGAGGCUGCGCUGCCAGGAGGAGAUAGCCAAAGGAAAGGGUGUGGAGGAGAAGGGCAGCGGCCUGCCGUUCCCCCACUGGAUCUGCCAGCCUUAUGUCAGACCAGCGCCAAAGGAGCCAGUUGCCAACGGUAACAGCCAGGGUUCAGAGGUGAAGAAGGCGGUGUGUCAGAAGAGGGCACUGGAGGACUCGGAUGGAACGGCUGACACACUCUCCAAAAACAAGCAGAAGAAGAGAUCCCGAAACCCCAACAAGAACUUCUGUCCAGAGCAGAAGCCCAAGUACAUCAAGUGUGAGCAGUGUGGGAACCCAAAGGGAAAUAAAUGCGUCUUCAACCUGUGUCGAGGCUGCUGUAAGAAGAAGGCCUUCAAGGAGGUGGCAGACUGUCCAAGCCACGGGCUGAGGUUCAAGACCAAGGCAGAGAAACAGAAAGCUGAGGACGACAGGAAGGAGGACGACAGGAAGGAGGACGACAGGAAGGAGGACUCGGCGACAGAGCCGGAGAGAAGCGGCAGCUCUCCUCAGCCUCCCCCAGAUGGAAGUACAGAGCUGCCACUAUGAGCAGGACUCAGGCUAUCUCGACAUGUCUCAGUCACACCCGGGUAACUCUAAGCCAGUUUAAGGUCAUUUAUCUGAUAAUCAGACGCGUUAAUACCCUCGAAACAUUCUCAUGUCCAAGAUUGAAGUAGGUUGACGCAACAUUUCAGUCCAGAUGUUGAGCACAGUAACCAUCAGUGGACCUGCUGUGGUUCAUGUUGCUGGUGAUCAACAGUCACUGUGGUGCUGCUUGGGCGAUGGAGAGGGACAGGUGGAGGGUAACUGAAACUUCAGGCAACAAGGUCAGUGUGUGCAUGUAGAGGUAGCCUAUUGUUAGCCAGGACACACAGUGUCUGUCUGUCUGUCUGGGACUGAAGUACUGAAGGAUGGAUGGACACUCAUCAGCAGACCAAAACCAUAAAGUAACAGACUGUUUUUGAUGUGAUGUGGAUUAGUUUGGGGUUUUCUUUCUUUUUUUUGAAGGUACAGUUUCUCAAUUAAUUCUGUUUUUAUUACUAUUUCAUGGGACGUUUGAAUAUUCUUUUAGCCAAUAUUGUUACUGAUCCACCAACUUUAUAAGACUCCGUUAAAGACUUUGUCCUUCCAGGUU
Sebastes umbrosus (honeycomb rockfish) is the source of this 2173-nucleotide messenger RNA. It is a transcript of the gene dus1l, whose product is annotated as dihydrouridine synthase 1-like (S. cerevisiae). Lineage: Eukaryota; Metazoa; Chordata; Actinopteri; Perciformes; Sebastidae. The record is from RefSeq and is a predicted model, not a curated record. Gene Ontology annotation, molecular function: tRNA dihydrouridine synthase activity.